Diachasma alloeum is the source of this 786-nucleotide messenger RNA. RefSeq names its product histidine-rich glycoprotein-like. The record is from RefSeq and is a predicted model, not a curated record. The transcript has a single exon. Bases 1 to 786 code for a protein of 261 amino acids. NCBI's taxonomy places the organism in Eukaryota, Metazoa, Arthropoda, Insecta, Hymenoptera, Braconidae.
AUGACGGGGGUCCAGCGGAUACUUCUUGCGUUGACAUUAUUUUGCGGUGUUUACCUGAAGCUAUGUCUCGCACGUCGGGUCGAGAAUUUCCAAGUGGAGCCGAUAUUGCCGAGAGGUUUUUCUGGAGAUUUGGUGCCAGCUGGAACGGAGCAUAAGGGCCAUCACCAUGAGGAGAAAGGUGGCGAGGAGCAUCACUCUGAUCAUCACGAGGAGCAUGGGGAGAAGGGCGACAAGGGCUACCACAAGCAUCAUGAGCAUGACAAGAAGGAGCACGAGGAUCACGGGAAGGAGCAUCAUGAGGGUCACGAGGAGGAGCACGGAGGGCACAGUAAGAAGCAUCAUGACGAGCAUGAGAAACACGGAAAGCAUCACGAAAGCGAAAAGGGCCACAAGGGGGGCAAAUUCGGGGAGAAGAAGGGGCACAAGAAGGGCCACAAGACCAAGGGGUAUCACAACAAAUUCCACAAGGACGAGUAUCACAAAGAGCACAAGUUCUACGACGACUUCCACAAGGGCGGACAUCAUAGCAAGCACGGGGACUUCAAGGCACACCACGAGAAGAAGGAGGGAGGUCAUAAGAAGGGGGAGAAGGCACAUCACGGCUUUGACGAACAUCAUCAUGGGAAGAAGGGACACGAGAGCAAGGGACACCAUGACGAGGAUCAUAAGGGGCAUCACGGGAAGCACGGACAUGAUAAGCAUCAUCAUCAUCACGAGCAUCACGGGAAGAAGGGACAUCAUCAUGAGGGGAAGAAGCAUGGCUACAGCAAGGGCCACAAGGCGUGA